This is a messenger RNA of Rubroshorea leprosula, 537 nucleotides long. The record is from the annotation of a GenBank genome assembly. Lineage: Eukaryota; Viridiplantae; Streptophyta; Magnoliopsida; Malvales; Dipterocarpaceae.
CAAUUAAAAAAACAAAACUCUCAGAUGAUCGAGUCUUCCUAUUUCAAUGCAAAUUGCAAAAGCAAACCCAAAAGCAAUCAGAAACAAAAGAGAGCAAGGGAAGAGACAAACAACACCACUGCACCAGACCACUAGUAGCAUGCACCAGUCACCAUUGUUGGCCUUUGCCUGUCCAAUCUCAGCCACCUCCGUCUGCGGCUUCCAGUAUGUUGUCUUUGUGCAGAAGCAAAACCAGAAAGCAAGCCCUUCGUCUCUGUGCAAAAGCAACCAGAAAGCAGAAAGAAAACAGAGUAGCGAAGUCACUGUUAGCCAACUGCCUCCUCGAUCUCAGCCGUUAGCAACUCCACAACUGCCUCCCCGAUCUCAGCCUUUUGCCGCUCCCCUUCCUCUCCUUCUUCCAUUGACAGCAUAGAUUUGCAUUUGCAUCUGCCUCUCACCUCUGCCAGUCACCGUCCUCUCCUUCUUCCACGGUUCCACCAACAUAAUAGAUUUGUGUAAGAUUUUGAAAAAUUAAAUUUAUAAAUGUUUUAAUUUGUC